Acanthamoeba castellanii str. Neff is the source of this 4116-nucleotide messenger RNA. RefSeq names its product SNF2 domain containing protein. The transcript has 28 exons. Gene Ontology annotation, molecular function: protein binding; ATP-dependent chromatin remodeler activity; ATP binding. Bases 1 to 4116 code for a protein of 1371 amino acids. The record is from RefSeq and is a predicted model, not a curated record. Lineage: Eukaryota; Discosea; Longamoebia; Acanthamoebidae.
AUGAGACGUUCAUCGAGGCUGAGCAAGCGCAAGGAACUUGAGGAGGAGGUGAAGAAGCAGGCCAAGGCUGACUCCGAAUCCUCCGACGACGGGGAUGAAGAACCCAAAUCGAAGAAGACUCGUAAAGUCGCCUCCCGUGGCAAGGCCGUCGCCACGAAGAAGAAGGCGCCCGCGAAGAAGUCUCAGGCCAAGCCGAAGUCCACCAAGGCCAAGCCGAAGGCCGCCAAGGCCUCGCCUCGCCGCUCCGGCAGGAAGCGCAAGGCCGCAGAGGAGGACGAAGUAGAGCUCACCCCCGAAGAAGAAGAAGAAGAGAAAGAGGAGCAGGAGGCCAAGGAAGAAGAGGACACUGGUCCGGUGCGCCGCUCCAAGCGACUGCGCGCCGCUCAGAAGCAGUCGCCGGCCAAGGCCAAAAAAGUCAGCGACGACGACGACGACGCUGAAGAAGAAGAAGAAGAUGGAGAGGAGGAAGAAGAGGACGGUGGCGAAGAAGACGAUAGCACGGAGAAAAAGAAGAAGGCCAAGCCCGCACUGACGUGGGGCGAGGAGCGCAAGAAGAUGCUCAACGACAGCAGGCGAGGCCGCCGGAGGGGUCCAGCCCAGCUCGUGCGUAGCAACAGCUACUCGGCCAACGACCUCAUCAACGCCUCCUACCGCGACCUGUUCGGCCUCGGUGCCGUCCCGCGUGCCCCGCCCCCUCGCCGCCCGACUCCCGUGGCGGCUCCCGCCACCGCCACUGCCGACGGCGACGACGCUCCCGCCCCCUCUCGGGAUCGGUGGGUGCUGCUGCAACACCACCACUGGCUGCUCAAGCAAGUGCAGGAGGAUGGGCGCGUCGAGGCGGUGACCAACUUCAACAACUUUGGCAUGCCGCAACAGACCAUGCUUGAGGAGCUCGAUGAAGAUGAUGGCGUCGGAGAGGACCACACGACUGGACCCCAGGUGUACACUGACGAAGAGGGCGCGCUGCCUCUCUACUAUGACCCUCCUGCUGAUGGGUCCUCGUGCUUUGAUGAGCUGCCGACCGAGACCGUCAUGCACAUCUUUUCCUUCUUCAAUGCCGCCUGGAAGGGGCUCUUGAGCGACAGCUUCUUCUGGAAGCGCCAGUACCUCGUCGCUGAGCCGCUGGUGUUGAAACCCUACAACAACUGGGGCUGGAAUCAAUUCCAUGCAUACGCCAUGCGGUUCAUUCGGGAUGAACCCAUUGUUGACCGGGAGUGUGCCAUCGCUGACGUCCAAGACCUGACUCAAUAUCAUAACGCUGCCCCCGCGAACCCCAACCUGACGGAUUAUGAAUUUGACGAAGUGUACCACCAAGAUCCGGUUACCGGCUGUGGGCAGUACAUGCUCAACCGCAACGACAAGUACCUCGACAAGAAAUUCGGCCUGGGUCUCCUCGUGUUUACUGCGGGCGGGUGGGGAGGAGGACGUUCGUUCAGGUCCGACGGUUGGUGGCUGGAGCACUACAUGAUCGGAUCGCGCCGCGAAGAGGACCUGCUCCGUACGACUGGCAAGUACAAAAGCUUGUGCAACCCGAAGCUCUGGAGGUGGCGCCUACUCCACUCGGACGGCAAAGACGAAGUCACCGGCGUCUUGCUCCUCAACAUUGGGUACUUGGAGCAACUGGUGGAUGAGGGCCGUUGGCAAGACGAGCUGACCAAGGUCGACGUACAGUUCCUGUACAAUGUCAUGAACGACGCCGCCACCUCGACCGACUUCAGGGCGUACGAGCAGCAGUCAAUUCCCCACUGGCUGCAAUGCCACAAGAGAGAGCAAAAGCAGCGACGCAUUGAAGAGCGGAAGAUGCUGCGCGAGUCGCAGGAGAAUGGCAAGGGCAAGGAAAAGGCCAGCGCUGUUGAUGAAUCGAGUGCGAUGGAUGUCGAAGUCUCGUCGCAGGAGGGUACGUUGGUCGAAAUCGACAAGCCCUUCAGGCACACCAAGCCCGAAGCCGUCGUGUCCAAGCUGUACUCGUAUCAGCUCGAGAGCUUGACCUGGAUGACGGAAAUCGAGGAUCGCGUGAGUCGUGGCAUGUACUGGGAAGCGGUCCGCCUUAUCGGCUUCCCCGAUAACAUCGGCACUCAUAUUUACAUGAGCCCCGAUGGUACAGCGCUGUCCACGUACGAGCAGCUGGACAAGUACAAGCACUUCGUUCGCAUCUACACGCGUGGUGGUAUCCUGGCCGAGGAAAUGGGUCUGGGCAAGACGUUGAUCAUCCUCGCGCUCAUCACCCUUCAGCGCCAGAACAUCGAGAAGAUCUUUGCGCGCGAUGAAGCUCUUUUCCCUCUGGCUGAUAACAUGUUCCGCACCAAAGCGACGCUUGUCCUGUGCCCCAGCCACCUCGCCAAGCAGUGGGAAACCGAAGUGUUGGUCAUCUCGACCAUUCUCCAGCACCGUAAUGUGACCUACAAGGAUAUCCUCGAGGCUGACCUUGUGGUCGUGUCCUUCUCUUUCCUCGUCAACAAAAACUACGAGGGAGUGCGCCCGAGCUGUCAGCCGUCGAGCCUGGGCAAUGACGAUCCGAAGCUGGCGCAAAGGAGGAGCCCACUCCUGACGCAGUUCCGCUGGAUGCGCAUGGUUCUCGAUGAAGCGCACGAGUUGCCCAUGGGCGUCGGCCGCAAGGGCAAGACCGGCAUCGACGACAUCAGCCCCAUCCAGGCCACCUUCAGGUGGUAUAUCACGGGCUCGCCUUUCCCCCACGGGCGCACCUCUCUGCACAAUGCGCUCGACCUCCUGCGCCUCAAGGUCAAGAAGCCCAUCGAUCCAGAUCAAAAGAAGAAGGACAAGACGCCUAUGGAAAAGAACGAGGAGGAAGGCCUCGGCAUUCAGAACUUGCGUUAUGGCGUUACCUACAUGCCCAGCGUGGAACUGGAGGUGAUGAAGAACCUCUAUUGCCGUCACACCAAGCAGUCGGUGAGCAGCGAGUAUACGCUUCCCGGCGUGCAGACCCAGGUGGUGCUGCUCCGCCAAACGGUCGUGGAGCGGGCGCUGUAUGAGGUCGCCAAGAUUGAGAAGCGGGACGACGAAAUGCGCCAGCUUUGCUGUCACCCUCAGCUCUCCAACUCGCACCUCAGAAUGGGAGGUGUGAGGGAUAAGAACCUAUGGGACCUGUUCGGCGAGACCCUCGUUACCAAGAAGCAGCAGAUCAAGUCCACGUCCACGGCGCUCGAUUUGGCCCGGACCAACGUGCAGGCCCACGAAAAGCACUUGAGGGACCUCAAGACCGACUGGAAGCGGCAACGGGCUUGGCUGCCCAACUGGAAGCCCACCAAAGGCGAGCUCGAGCGCAAGCUGGGCCUGAAGAACAGCAUCCGGAAGGAAAAGAAGGAGAUUUCGAGCUUGGAGGCGAGCCUGGAGAUGUACGAAAAGAGUCUGGCCCAUCUCGAGGAGGUCAAUGCCAAGUACGAUAUCGUCAAGCAAGGGAAGAAGAUGGCCAAGGGCAAGCCAUUCGACUCCAAGCUGGAGAAGGAAGACCAAAAAGAAGGCCUGGCCAUUCUCGAGGCCGCCACCAACGCUCUGCCCAGCGCUAUUGAGGACAUGGUGGCUGUCCACGGCUCCAAGAUGCCGCAUCUGCUUUUGUUUGUGCAGCAGCUGUGCGAGGACGACGACAGCAGGAUUAUCAUCUUUUCGCAAUGGACCCGCCUGCUUCUGCUGAUCGGCAACCUGCUGGAGGAUCACGGCGUACGCACCAUUUUCUGCCGCGGCAACGUCUAUCAGCGUAACAAAGCCAUUGCCGCCUUCCAGAAGUCGGUGGACUCGCAGCCGAAAAAGGCAGCCAAGGGAAAGGAGCCCGAGCCCCUGCCUCGCGUGCUGAUGCUGUCUCUGGAAAACGCCGCGUCAGGAACUAACUUGACGCAGGCGUCCCACAUCAUUCUUGUGGACCCGAUUUGCGGCAGCCGCUCACGCGCUCAUGCCAUCGAAGCCCAGGCGAUUGGGCGUGCUCAUCGCCUCGGGCAGACCCAAAAACUCACUGUGGUGCGGUUCCUCGUGGUCGACACGGUCGAACAUGAGACCUACCUCCGCAACUAUGUCACCAAGCAAGAGGACGAUGACGAGGAUGAGCAAGUGCAAGAGCCUGUUGAGGUCACCUCAAAGAGCAAGGACGAAACAAACCCCCUUUGA